Messenger RNA from Phyllostomus discolor (pale spear-nosed bat), 636 nucleotides. RefSeq names its product hemoglobin subunit epsilon-2. The record is from RefSeq and is a predicted model, not a curated record. Lineage: Eukaryota; Metazoa; Chordata; Mammalia; Chiroptera; Phyllostomidae. The transcript has 3 exons. Bases 64 to 507 code for a protein of 147 amino acids. Gene Ontology annotation, biological process: oxygen transport; hydrogen peroxide catabolic process. Gene Ontology annotation, molecular function: haptoglobin binding; peroxidase activity; heme binding. Gene Ontology annotation, cellular component: blood microparticle; haptoglobin-hemoglobin complex; hemoglobin complex.
GUGAAUCAACAGUACAGACUUGCUUCUGGCUUCUCUGUGAUCAACAGAAAGCUCCCAGACACUAUGGUGCAUUUCACUGCUGAGGAGAAGGCUGCUGUUGCCAGCCUGUGGGCUAAGGUGAAUGUGGAUGUGGCUGGAGGUGAGAUCCUGGGAAGGCUCCUAGUCGUCUACCCAUGGACCCAGAGGUUCUUUGACAAUUUUGGCAACUUAUCUUCUGAAACUGCAAUCAUGGGCAAUCCAAAGGUCAAGGCCCAUGGCAAGAAGGUGCUGACUUCCUUUGGAAAUGCUGUUAAGCAUAUGGAUGACCUCAAGGGCACCUUCUCUCAACUAAGUGAGCUGCACUGUGACAGGCUGCAUGUGGAUCCUGAAAACUUCAAGCUCCUAGGCAAUAUGAUUUUGAUUGUCUUGGCAACCCAGUUCGGCAGGGAGUUUACCCCCCAGAUGCAGGCUGCCUGGCAGAAGCUGACAACUGCUGUGGCUAAUGCUCUCACCUUCAAGUACCACUGAGUUGCCUGUCCAACUCUAUGUAUGCCUACCAGAGGGUUCUGUGUUCCAAGAAGACUGGGGACAGUGCCUUGCUUCUAGACUUAACUCUUAUAUGACAAAAAUAAAAUAAAAAUUAUGCUCUAUAAGGAA